Dioscorea cayenensis subsp. rotundata (Guinea yam) is the source of this 4722-nucleotide messenger RNA. RefSeq names its product sister chromatid cohesion protein PDS5 homolog A. Lineage: Eukaryota; Viridiplantae; Streptophyta; Magnoliopsida; Dioscoreales; Dioscoreaceae. Gene Ontology annotation, cellular component: nucleus; chromatin. The transcript is spliced from 32 exons. The record is from RefSeq and is a predicted model, not a curated record. Bases 131 to 4513 code for a protein of 1460 amino acids. Gene Ontology annotation, biological process: DNA repair; mitotic sister chromatid cohesion.
GGAACCGCCCCUGAUCCCGUCACCUUCUCCUCCCGUCGUCUUCUCCUCCCGUUGCCUCCUCCGAUAUCUCUUCCAUCGCCAUGCGCUGGAAUUCUCCUCUUGCGAUCUAGAGGGAGCUCGUCUCGUCUCCAUGGCUUCUCCCAAGGAACAAACCAUCCUGGAGGUUGCAAAGUGCCUCUCUCAGCGUCAUCUCAACAAGGACUCUCUGGUGAAGCUCCUCAAGCAAGCUGAGAGUGCUCUUUCAGGAUUUGGGCAAGCUUUGUCUCCCAGAGAAGUUGUAAGACAGCUGAGAGAAUCUCUGGUUAAGAAUGACUUGCUCCGGCACAAAGAUAAAGAUGUUAAAUUAUUGAUUGCUGCCUGUGUCAGUGAAAUUAUCCGCCUUCUAGCACCUGAGCCACCCUUCAGUGAUAAAUUAUUUGAGGGCAUUUUUAGACUUUUCAUCAGUAUCUUUUCGGACCUGGCUGAUACUGCAAGUCCAUAUUUCACUAGAAGGGCAAGGGUGCUGAAGGUUGUUGCUGAUGUAAAAUGUUGUCUGCUAAUGCUGGAUAUUGGUUGCAUGGAUUUAGUUCUGGAGAUGUUCAGAGUGUUCUUCUCUGCUGUGAGAGAAGAUCAUCAACCAAGUCUCUUUCAGUCUAUGGUGUCUAUUAUGUCAGAUUUGUUAGAAGAAAAUUCUCCUCAAUCAUUAUUAGAUGUCAUCCUCCGCAAUCUUUUGAAGGAUAGCAAGGGCGCACCUUCCAGGCUUGCUAUUUCUGUCAUUCAAAAUUGCGCUGGAAAAUUGGAGCCCUCAAUUCGAACAUUUUUAACAUCAUGUAUUCUGAAAAGCGAUGCACCACAGAGUGAACUUAAACAAUUUUAUCAUGACAUUAUUUUGGAGAUAUAUAGAUGUGCUCCUCAGACGCUUUUCCUAGUCAUUCCAAACUUGACUCAAGAACUAAUCACUGAUCAGGUUGAUGUUCGGUUAGAAGCAGUUCGUUUAGUCAGCAAGCUUCUUGCUUUGUCUAAGCUCCGUCUCAAUGAAGAAUGCCACUUGGUUUUUCUUGAGUUCUUGAAAAGAUUUUCUGACAAGUCAGCUGAAGUUAGGAGUGUUGCAAUUGAAUGUGCUAAAGCUUGUUAUAUAGCCAACCCCACUGGGAAUGAAGCACAGGAAAUUAUCUCUGCUGUCAUUGGAAGGCUAUUAGAUUUUGAUGAAAAAGUGAGAUUACAAGCAGUGAUGACCAUAUGUGAUUUGGCUAUAUCUAACCUGUCCUGUUUUCCAUCUGAGGUGGUGUUGCAAGCCAUUGAACGACUUCGAGACAAGAAGGUUUCUGUUAGAAAAGCCACAAUGCAAAAGCUGUUGGAGUUGUAUCGGGCUUACUGUGAUAAAUGUUCCAAGGGGGUUGUCAUGCUCCAUGAUAGUUAUGAGCAGAUUCCAAGUAGAAUUUUGGUUCUAUGCUUUGACAAAGACUGCAAGGAGUUCAGGCCACAAAACAUGGAGGUGGUACUUUCAGAGGAUCUUUUCCCUGACUGUCUUUCUGUGAUGGAGAGAACCAAACAUUGGGUUGCUUUUUUCUCCUUUUUCACUCCUCACCAUAUCAAGGCCUUGAAUUCCAUCUUGUUUCAGAAACAGAGGUUGCAGGAGGAAAUGUUACUAUAUUUAUCUCUUCGAGAGAAAGAGAAGGAUAGCAGUUCAGAUGAAGUGCACAAGAGAAUACUGGCAUCCUUUUCAAAGAUGUCGAACUACUUCCCUGAUUCUUUUAUAGCCAAGGAGUGCUUCCAAAAAUUGCACCAAAUGAAAGAUAACAAUAUUUUUAAGGCAUUGUUCCGAUUGGUUGAUAAUCCUACAACUUACGCAACUGCUAUUUCUAUGCGAGACUCUUUCCUUAGAAUGAUUGGGGCCAAGCAUCCAAAUUAUGAAUAUUUCCGAUUGCUCUCCACAAAAUGUUCGCAGUCAAUAUUUAGUGCAGAUCAUGUUGUUAAUAUUUUGGAAGAUGUCCAAUCCUGGAAAAGUGGUCAAAACAAAUAUGUGCGCUCUGCUCUUGACCUUCUCCUUGCCAUUUCAGCUAUUUAUCCUUCACUCUUCCGAGGAUCAGAGAAGUGCUUGCUGAACUUGUUCUUGGAGGAGACAGUAAUUCCAACUGAAAAACUUCUCCAGAUCUUAGCCAAAGUGGGUCGCCAUGUUUCUAUAAAUAUGAGUGAUAUCUACCCAUUCCUUGAGCGGAUAUGUCUCGAAGGAACUCGUCUUGAAUCUAAAUUUGCUGUUUCUGUGAUUGCUUCACUGGCUGAUUCUUCAGAUAAGCAGACCUUUUCUAAUUUAUGCACGAAACUUGUGUGCUCUCUUCUCGAUGGAUCCAAUAUUCCCACUAUCUUGCAGUCUUUGGGUUGUAUUUCAAAGUGUUCCUCUUCAACUUUUGAGUUAUAUGAAGAUCAGAUUAGAGACUUCAUUCUUCAAAAGCUAUUUUACUCCAUGGAGGUGGGUUCUCCUGAGCAAACAUCCUAUGCUGGGGAUUCUGUUUGCAGUCUAUCUUGCAAGUUGAAGGUUUAUGGAAUAAAAGCACUUGUGAAAAGUUUUUUGCCAAAUCACGUAGCACAAGCCAGACAUCAACUCAAGGCAUUCUUGGAUUUUAUAUCAAAUAUAAUUCAGAAGAAGGGGAGCAUUGAUGGUAUUGCCAUGAGUGAGAUUGACAAAGCUCAUCUUAGAUUAGCUGCUGCAAAAUCUAUUCUCCGCCUUGCUGCAAGAUGGGAUUUACAUGUUUCACCAAGCAUCUUUUGUUCCACGAUUAUGUUGACAAAGGAUCCUUCAGAUACUGUACGCAAGGCAUUCUUGUCCAAAAUACACAAGCUUUUGAAGGAACAUGCAAUCCCAAGUAGAUAUGCUUGUGCUUUUGCCAUUGCAUCCUCUGAUUGCCUUGAGGAUGUCAGAACUGAUUCUAUGAAGCACCUUGCGCAAUUCAUUAAGGAUUAUAAUAAAGAAGCACAGAUCCACCAUAAUACCUGUCUUCAGGAGACGGAUGGAGGACCAAUGACAAACUGCCCAGAAUAUAUUAUUGUUUUCUUGAUCCAUAUUCUUGCCCAUGAUCCUGGCUUUCCUCCAGAAAAUUGUGACAACGAAGAUGUUUAUGCUGAGUUCUGCGGUCCACUUAUUGUAGCCUUGCGCCUAUUGAUCAAUCUGGAUGUUAUUCAUAGCAGUAAGAGAAAUGGCAAUGGUUCAUUAUCAUAUAUUCUUGGAAUUCUCCGUGCAAUUAAGAAAGCUGAAGAUGCGGUUAAUCCUCAAUUUACUUCGAAAUUGCAUACUCUUUCAAGUAUCAGUUUAUUCAUGAUAAAUGCUCUUGGAAGUCAUCACAAGUUUUCAUUGGAAACUCCCCGUCUGAUUUUGCUCCCAUCAACAUUAUAUAAAGUUUGUCGGAGUCCCAGUAGUACAAAGGGCUUUUGUUGCAAUGAAAGUUUUAUUGAUGAAAAUUUUGUCAGGAGGAUGCUGAGUACUGUUGAUGCUCAGGCUGCUAUUCCUGUUACGAGAAAUUGUGGAACCGCUCAAGAACAUGCUAUUAUUUUAGACCAUUCAAAGAGCAGCUCAAAUCAACCGGAAAUGCAAAAUAUUACUUCUCUAGCUAAAUCAAAUGGCAGGAAGGAUAAUUGUAUAAAUAGGCAGAGAAUUCACAAGGCUGCAAAACAGAAAAACAUGUCUAGAGCAAAGCAUGGUCAGAUAUAUUCAACUAUAUCAACAACAGAAGAGCAACUUCCUGAGAGUUUUGCUAUUCAUGAUAGCACAACUGUAGCUCCUGAUCAGGGAAAAGGGCAAUUAUCAUCCUCAUGUGAUUCUGCAAGUACAAAACCAUCGCUCCUUGAUUCACAGAAUUUAUCCCAAGAUGCAGAAAUUAGAGACUGGAUGCCUCAACCAGCAACUUGUAGUAGAUUAGCUGACCAAACAAAGAAAAUAUCAAAGAAUCAUGUUGACUGUUAUCCCAUCUCUAUGGUGCAUCAAGAUAAAGGUGGAUCACUUGUUGGACACCGGAUUAGGCUUUGGUCCCCACUUGAUAAAUGCUUCAGUUCUGGAACUGUUAGUUCUUAUGAUUCUCAAAAUAAUAGCCACAAGAUCAAUUAUGACAAUGGCAACGUGGAACUUUUGCAUUUGGAAAACGAGAAGUGGAAGGUUGUAAGUGAUGAUGAGCCUCCACAAGAUAAGGAAGUGUCCAACAUCAAUCGCUUAGAUUGGGCAGAUGAAGAAAACAUAUUGCCAACUAGUGAUUCAGAGGCUGUAGGAGAACUACAAUCCAAGUAUUCUACAAUGUGGUUAAUCUCUUCAAGUGGCAGCUUAGAUGUACUUGAUGCGUUUCAAGAGGAUUCCCCAAGACCUCUAAACAUUUUAGAGAGAAAAAUUGGAAGAGGACGUAAAGAAAUGACCUCUUGUGAUGGGGAUGCAAAGCGUAGGAGCAAGAGAAUUAUGGAAACAACCAGCAGGAAAAACUCUGAAUCAACUAUCGUUGAUCUCGAUGAUGCAAACAAUGCUGCCCGAAGGAGGCGAUUGCGGAAAGCAUAGACCUGUGAAUAAUACAUUGUAGUUAGCUUUUAUAUAUAUAUAAUCGGUUUCCCGUUUCUUAUAGCCAUCCUUCCACUAUGUUGCAUUAUAUCUUACAUAUUGCUCAAGCUAAUUCAAAGCCUUGUGAGCAUUGCUUGCAUUUUUAUGUUUUGGAUUAUCUUGUCAAUGGAUUUCUUGAUUAGAAUUGGAUGUUGGAGUCUGUUGUUGCA